Molecule: messenger RNA, 710 nt
Organism: Aspergillus piperis CBS 112811
Lineage: Eukaryota; Fungi; Ascomycota; Eurotiomycetes; Eurotiales; Aspergillaceae
Exons: 1
Coding region: 195-518 (107 amino acids)
Source: RefSeq, a predicted model, not a curated record
AAGCGCUAACCCGAAGCGGUACCGAAGGUGUCUACACGCGACGCGGUUUGUUGUAUCUGUUACAUAAUCUGCUCGAGGCAGUUUGCCCGACAAAGACACCAAGUCAUGAAAGUUAUAGUGCACAGUAGGAGAGACGCCCUGGAGAGGCGACUGGUUCGGGGACUGUCCGUGCUGGCCUGGAGGGGCACUGACCAAUGGCAACGUGGCAAGACCGUUUCAGCCAAUCACAGUACAGCGAUAACGAGCUGCAGGAGGACUCCAAUCCGGAGGCGAGGUUCAAGGGAUCCACCGACUUUGGGAAAAGCGGUUCUCCAGCUAAUUGGUUUCCACUCCCACCGGUGCAAAGGCCCCAUUCUGAGCAGCCAUCCAUCCAAUCCAACCCAAACCCAGUCCAUGCUUUCCGUUCCAUCUCAUCUCCCCUUCACCACCCUGUUUCUUAUCCGAUCGGAUUGAUUGGCACGGGAGAGCAGUCGGACACAACGGUCGGUCUGUCACCGCCAGAAAGACGUUGGACUUGAUGGAGUCUUGCUUGCAAGGGGAUGGGGAUAGCAGUGGAUGUAUGUGUGGAUAUGUAAAUAGUAGUAGCAGUAGUAGUGUAGUAAGUAGUAACUGCACACUGACUCUCCUUCCGUGAUCAUUGGGAAUAGGAUAGACCAUUCCUAGUACUUCCGAGGCUUUGGGAAGGGAACACCCAUGUACACAGUAGUAGC